AUGGCGUUGGGGUUGAGGACGGGGCAGAUGGAUUCCAAGCUUAGUCAAGAGGGGGUUGGUGCGAUUGGGGGAUAUGGCGUCACCGUCAGGGACGGCGCAAAUGGGUUUCAAACUGGUGCAAUUUUCUUGAUGGAGAGAGAUUUUCAUUUGAUUUCUAGUUUUAGCAAGAUGAUGAUGAUGGAUGAUGAUGAUGAUGGUGAUGAUGGAGGCUCUUUAAAGAAGAAGACGGAGUCUGAUAGAAUGGGAUUAGGGUUUAGUGACAAUAAGCUUUUGAGCAUGGUUUGUGAACGGGUUAAAUUGGUUGACUCAGUUUUUGUAAUAGGUCUUGCUGAAUAUUUUACAGGUAGUGUUAUUACAAGAAAAAUGGUGUCUGGAUGUUCAAGCACUUCAUUAGUGGCAUCUCCUAAAAAACAAUCAAUAAAGGAAGCAACAGAAAAGUCUCCAAUGACAUCGGCAUCUCCUCCAACUCAAGCAAUAGAAGAAGCAGUUAAAAAGUCUCCACAAAAAUCAUCUUCUCUUCCAAUACAUGCAAGAGAAGAGACAAAUGAAAAAUAUUCAUUGAAACCAUCACCGCUAUUGUCUAAGGUGAAAUCUUUAGACAUACCAUCACUAAGACCGAUAUUGAUGGAGAAUGAACAUUUUACAAGUCGUGUAUCUGUAGCCUACAGGAUACAAGUGUUGAGGAAUGUACGAUCACUACUUUGUUAUGAAGAUUUGGAAGCAUUCACAGCUUCUUGUUUUGGUCAUCUUCUUAAACUAAUCGAUCUAGCGAAGAGUAGUGGGCAGUUGAUACAUUUUCUUUUACAGAGGCGGGUACAAACUAAUAAAGAAAAUGAGUUAUGGUUUGAUAUUUAUAGUCAACCUAAAAUCCAAUGA
Molecule: messenger RNA, 876 nt
Organism: Humulus lupulus (European hop)
Lineage: Eukaryota; Viridiplantae; Streptophyta; Magnoliopsida; Rosales; Cannabaceae
Exons: 6
Coding region: 1-876 (291 amino acids)
Source: RefSeq, a predicted model, not a curated record